This is a messenger RNA of Phaeoacremonium minimum UCRPA7, 885 nucleotides long. RefSeq names its product putative short chain dehydrogenase reductase family protein. Gene Ontology annotation, cellular component: cytosol. The record is from RefSeq and is a predicted model, not a curated record. Gene Ontology annotation, molecular function: oxidoreductase activity. The coding region runs from base 1 to 885 and encodes 294 amino acids. The transcript is spliced from 2 exons. NCBI's taxonomy places the organism in Eukaryota, Fungi, Ascomycota, Sordariomycetes, Togniniales, Togniniaceae.
AUGUCUGGUCCUGAUCCAUCAACCUUCCCCAAGAUCACGCCUUUCACAAAGACAUGGCACACGGAACCUUACCCCUUCAUUUCACCAACUCGACCUGGGUUGUCUGCUGCCGGGCGGAACGUUGUUGUGACCGGUGGUGGAACAAGUAUUGGUAAUGCCAUUGCUGUCGCAUUUGCUCAGGCAGGUGCCAAAUCAGUGGCCAUCAUCGGCCGCCGUGUCGAUAAACUAGUCUCCGGGGCCGCCAACAUUUCCGCUGCUAUCAUAAAAGACGCAGAAACACAGGUCCUAUACGAGCAAGCUGACCUUCUGUCCAGCGAAGAGACAACUCGAGCUCUGCAGUCUAUUGCCAAGAAAGUAGGAGGCAAGAUCGAUGUCAUGGUCUCUAACGCCGGAGGCGGAGGAGGUCACGGCCUUAUAAGCACUGCAACAGAUGAUGAGCUCCUCAAUAGCUUUCAGGGCUUUGUUCUCACAGCCAUUCACGCGAUGCAAGCAUUUCUUCCCUUAGCUGGCCCGGACGCGAUUCUGCUAAGCACAAACACAUGCUUCGCUCACUGGCCUGCCAUUCCACCUUUCGGCCCGUAUUCUUUUGCGCGAACUUCCCUACUCAAGUUGACCGAUUACAUCCAAUCAGAGAAUCCAAAUGUCAGAGUCGUGAGCAUCCAACCGGGAUGGGUUGCGAGCGCGGCAAAUGGGUUUCAAAAGGAAGCGACAGAUGUCGCGGAGCUUCCUGGACAGUUCUACGUGUGGCUUGCGUCACCGGAAGCUGAAUUUCUGAAGGGCAAAUUUGUCUGGGCCAACUGGGAUGCACAAGAACUUAUGGAAAAGGCGGAACAAAUCAAGAAUUCUAAGUUGCUAACCACACUUCUCAGUGGUGCAGAUGAAUAG